Molecule: messenger RNA, 2498 nt
Organism: Mauremys reevesii (Reeves's turtle)
Lineage: Eukaryota; Metazoa; Chordata; Testudines; Geoemydidae
Gene: MED19
Product: mediator complex subunit 19
Exons: 5
Coding region: 281-910 (209 amino acids)
Biological process (GO): positive regulation of transcription by RNA polymerase II
Cellular component (GO): mediator complex
Molecular function (GO): transcription factor binding; transcription coregulator activity
Source: RefSeq, a predicted model, not a curated record
CGGUCUCACUGACAGACCCACGGCCCUGGCUGCUCCUUCAGGCUCCCCCGGGGGCUGGGCCGUGAUCUGUGGGGUUAAAUCCCGGCUCCUCUCCCCCGUUGCCAGCUGGGCACGCGAGGCUCCGUUGCCCACCGUGGUGCUGCCAUGCCCCGACCCCAGCCGGCCUUAGCGGAGGGGAUCGCCACCCGGGCUUGAGCAGUGCGGGCUCAGUUGUGCUCUGCCUGUAGCCAGUGCACCACAGACAUUAACAGAGCCUCACGGCCGUGCUGGGCCAGGCAACAUGGAACUGACGGGCAGCACCAACCUGAUCACACACUACAACCUAGAACAUUCCUACAACAAAUUCUGCGGCAAGAAGGUGAAGGAGAAGCUGAGCAACUUUCUGCCUGACCUGCCAGGGAUGAUCGACUUGCCGGGCUCGCAUGACAACAGCAGCCUGCGCUCCCUUAUUGAGAAGCCUCCCAUCUGCAGCAGCUCCUUCAACCCCAUCACUGGCACCAUGUUGACUGGAUUCCGCCUGCAUGCCGGCCCGUUGCCAGAACAGUGUCGCUUGAUGCACAUCCAGCCACCCAAGAAGAAAAAUAAACACAAGCACAAGCAGAGCCGCACCCAGGAUCCUGUUCCCCCAGAUCUACGUCUCUCUUUGCAGAAACCCCCUCAGACUCUGACCACAAGAAGAAGAAGAAGAAAAAGGAGGAGGAUCCGGAGCGGAAGAGGAAGAAGAAAGAGAAGAAGAAAAAGAAGAACCGGCACAGCCCAGAGCACCCAGGCGUGGGCAGCUCCCAAGCCAGCAGCAGCAGCAGCCUCCGGUGAGCCGCCAACUCUGACCGUGGCACUGGGAUCACUCCAGGGAGACGCCCAUCAUCAACUUGCUGAGUGCUGGGGAGAGCGGCGCUGGAGGCGACAUUAGGAAUACCCCAGAGCGGCUCGCAGGGGGGAACUGGGCUGCCCCACCGGGGGCCCCGGUGUGUACAGAUAUCCCAGGGCAUCAGCCUGGUGGGAGCACAGACUCAGCUGGAGAGGGGGCACUGGCUGCUGCCUUUAAGGCUUGCUCGUCCCUUUUAUACCAAAUAAUCCUCUCAGUAGCAGAGGCUCUUUUUUAUUCAUGUUUUAAUUAAAUCUCUGCUUGGAGGAGACGCCGGUAGCUCUGUUUGAAAGUGCCCUGCACACUGCCUGUGCCUGGCUAGGCCUUGGCUCCCCACCCCUGGGCCAGGGCAGCAGGGCGGGGCAGAGCGGGUGCUGGCCCAGCCACCAGCAGAGUGAGCCUUGAGGACAUAGAUUUCAGCAGGGGCCUGGGCUGUGGGAAGCAGGUAACAGGCCAGAUGGGCAGAGCUCAGCCUCCUGGCUGUGUGGAGCAGGGGGGAGGAAGGGGCCGCGUCUAUUUCCUAAGGGGGCAGGUGUCCAGCUCACAAGUCUCCAGGGCAUUAAUUAGACCCCAGCCUGACCGGGCAAUGGGGAGCAGACUCCUGGGUUCAGGCGGGCAGUUCUGCUGCAGGGCUCUGGCUCUAGUAUGGCUGCCAGGAGCUAACAGCCCAAGUCUCACAGCAGUAGGAGGGGACAGAGACAGCCUGUUGUUUUCUGCUGCCCUGGCCAGCUGGGCUCACUGGCCUAACAGGCCAGCAGGGGGCACUACCUUCCCUAAAUAAACCACAUGGUGCUGCAGUGCCCAGGGCCGGAGGAUGCUGUUCCUGCUCUGCUGCUGAAGGUAGUGAAUGCCCAGCUGCCCCAGUCAGUUUGGCUCCAGGUGCAGCCCCUGGGAACCCUCCCACCCUAGCCAGGCUUUGAGCUGCUUCUCUUCCUGUUAAGGGGGCAAAGUGGCUGGGGCCUUAAGCGGUGGUUGUAGUUCCCUUCCUCCUCCUGCAGGGAACUGCUGCACAGUGGAGGCCUGGCAGCUCUGUGCUGCUUCUCAGGGCUUGACUCCCAGCAGUUCCCAGGGGCCAUGUGUUUUACAUCAGUGGGAGGUGGACUAGCCUGAAGCAGAACAAGCUCACAACACCCUCUGCAUGGAGCAUCUUGCAUGCACAGGGGUCAGGGGGAACUCUCCUGUGGUGGGGAUCCCCUGUCCCAGCAGGUUUUGGGCCCCUUCUCUCUGGACUGGGCUUCCUAGCUGUUCCUCAAAGCUGCCUGUGCCUCUCUUCUGUGCCAGCUACAGGGUGGGGGCAGGGGGCGGUGUCACCACUGCUGCACCUGGGUUUUUGGUGGGGGAGGGAGAAUGCACCCUCAGCCUGUGCUUGGCUCACACCUACAGGGCCAUCUCCAUGGGGUAGCAACUGCUGCCUUCCUGCAGGAACCAUGGGCCCUGCCAUGCAUGGGGCGUUCAAGCAGGAGGAGCGCCAGCCCUUUCCUGUGGUCCUCUCCUCCGUGGUGGCUCCACCCACCCUGUCCCUGCACAGCCUGCAGGGUUAAGCUGGAUGCAUGCAGGGGUAGGGCAGUGCAGUGCACACCUGCUUCCCAGGGGUGAUGAUAGACUGGGGCCAGCUGUGAGCCACUCCCGCUGU